This is a messenger RNA of Hypanus sabinus (Atlantic stingray), 3758 nucleotides long. RefSeq names its product nucleoporin 54 (gene nup54). Gene Ontology annotation, molecular function: structural constituent of nuclear pore. The record is from RefSeq and is a predicted model, not a curated record. The transcript has 15 exons. Gene Ontology annotation, biological process: nuclear pore organization; protein localization to nuclear inner membrane; NLS-bearing protein import into nucleus. Lineage: Eukaryota; Metazoa; Chordata; Chondrichthyes; Myliobatiformes; Dasyatidae. The coding region runs from base 32 to 1843 and encodes 603 amino acids. Gene Ontology annotation, cellular component: nuclear pore; nuclear pore central transport channel.
AGAAUGUGGUGACGGAGCAGCGCGCGGUGCCAUGGCGUUUAAUUUGGGUGGUGGGACAUCAGGAACCACUGGAUUUUCUUUUGGCUCAUUUGGUGCCAAAACAACAGCAACGACAGGUUUUGGAUUUGGAACUACUGCCACAACAGCUGCCUCAGGAUUUGGAGGUUUUGCUCCAUUUGGAACCACUACUACCACCACAAGUGCGCAGACAACAGGAUUUCCAUUUGGAGCGUCAACAGGUUUUGGUGGGCUUGGAGCUACAAAUACUACAGCCAGUGGCUUUAAUUUUGGGGGUUUCGGACUAAACGCUAACACUGCAGUUGGCUUAAAUAUCGGAAGUUUUGGUGCAGCUACAACUACAGCUUUUGGUUUUGGCAGUAGUGGCUUGGCUGGCACAGGUGGUUUUGGAGGGUUUGGCACAACUACGACAGCUGCUCCUGCUUUCAGUUUCUCAACACCUGCCAAUUCUGGGGUAACAGGCCUUUUCCAGAAUACACAGAAUAAGGGGUUUGGAUUUGGUGGUGGAUUUGGCACAGGUACAAGCACAGGUCUGGCACCUGGUUUGGUGGCUGGCUCCACGCUUGGAGGAUUUGGUAGUUUUGGCACUCAACAGCAAACUGGAGGCCUUUUGGGGCAGACAUUGCAGCCUCAAGCCCAGACAGUUCAAUUGAUCAACACGGCCAGUGCCCUUUCUGCACCCAUUCUGCUGGGGGAUGAACGUGAUGCUAUAUUGGCCAGGUGGAACCAACUUCAGGCCUUCUGGGGCACAGGAAAAGGCUACUUUCACAAUAACUUGGCUCCUGUUGAGUUCACGCAAGAAAAUCAUUUUUGUCGAUUUAAGACUGUUGGUUUCAGCUGCAUACCUAGUAACAAGGAUGAGGAUGGUCUGGUAGCUUUGGCUUUUAACAAGAAAGAAGCAGACAUUCGAAACCAGCAACAGUUGGUUGUAGAAACUUUACACAAGAUUCUUGGAGGAUUACAACAAAUCAUGGUCAAUGUUGAAGGAAUCCGAGCUCUGCCAGAUGACCAGACAGAAAUGGUGAUCUAUGUUGUUGAACGCUUUCCAAAUGGAAACUCCAGAAGAGUCUCAGCAACCAACCUUUUCAAUUCACUGGAACAGACUAAUAUGAAGAAUCAGCUGAUGCAGUUAGGUGUGGUUGUUGCCCUGCCUAGGACUGAACUUUCUCCAACCCAGAUAAAACAACUGCUGCAGAACCCUCCCACUGGUGUUGAUCCAAUAAUUUGGGAACAGGCUAAAGUUGACAAUCCUGAUCCUGAAAAGCUGAUCCCAGUGCCCAUGGUGGGUUUUAAGGAAUUGCUGAGGAGGCUUAAGUUCCAGGAACAAAUGACAAAACAACAUCAAAGCAGACUGGAUAUUAUAUCUGAGGAUGUAAAUGAACUGCAGAAAAACCAGGCCACAACUGUAGCGAAAAUUGCUCAGUACAAGAGAAAACUAAUGGACCAAGCUCAUAAAGUUUUACAGGUUUUAAUUAAACAGGAAAUCCAGAGGAAAGCUGGUUAUGCUAUUCAGGCAGAGGAAGAGCAGCUUCGUGUACAGUUAGAUACUAUACAAUGUGAACUAAAUGCACCAACCCAGUUUAAGGGUCGUCUAAAUGAAUUAAUGUCUCAGAUAAGGAUGCAGAAUCAUGUUGGAGCUGUCAGAUCAGAGGAGAGAUAUAGUGUGGAUGUCGAUCUCCUGGGAGAAAUCAAGCAGCACCUGAAAUUACAGCAGGAAGGAUUGAGUCAUUUAAUCAGUGUUCUGAAAGAAGAUUUGGAAGAUGUGAAGCUAGUUGAGCAUGGGCUUAGUGAGAGUGUUCAUAUUCGACGUGAUCUUCUCAGUUGAUGUAAUACCUUGUGGUUCAAGAUACCUUUCUCCCUGUCCAAGUAUUUGAAUAAUCCUACCUCCAUCUCCAUUUUUGUAAACCAGAAAUCUGAUGAAAGAGCAGGGGGAGAAAAAACUCUUGUUCUUCAUCUAAUGUUGCAGCCAUGUUCCAGCUUCGGGAAUUCUGUUGUUUACUGUAAGGUGUGUUGUUAUCCUAGUGAGCAACUGGAUACAAAUCUUUGCAAUAGAAAUUAGUAACUGACUAUGUAAAGCAUGUUUAAAACUAUACCCUAUAAAUGACUGUUUGCAGUAACGAGAGAUGAACUCUGCAGUCUUUGUUUUAAGGCAGGCUUUACCCCAGUUAUUUUAAAUGGAUUGGACAUUAUCUACUAAUUCCGCGAAUAGUAAUUUCUUACUUCAUUCGUUACAAUUUUGAGUGUAAAAUCACAAUGAAUUUCCUGUUGAAUGCAAUACAUUGAGGCAGUUUUUAAAAAUAUUGCUUUAGUACCAGACUUGCAUUUAACAGGAAUAGCUGUCAGUACUGACUAAGUCAGGAACAAAUUGGGAAUUGUUUAUAUAUUUUUUAAAUGCGUAGCUGCUCUGAAUAAGUUUGAAUAGCUUUUGAAAACUUGACCUUGAUUUGCCAUGAAUGAGAAAAAUUUGAAAUAUUCUUUAUUGGAUGUAAAUAAAAGCUUUGAAAACUGGAAUGUUAACAAAUAUGGUUAAACAUGCCAGAGAAUCACAUGCUGGAUAUAUAGUAUAAUCCCAGUUUAUUGUUUUAAAGUAUACAAGCUUAUUUAUGUUAUCAGAAGGAACCUUGACCAUUGGGUUUGCUUUUGGAAGAAUUGACUAUUUUCCAAACAUACUUGUUAUGAUAUUUCUCAUCUUAAUGCAUGUAGGCCCUUUUUCAGUUCAACACAUAAUUUAGUGUCAGUCAGCUUUACAAAUCAUUUUCCUGUGUGAUUUGCACCCAGUAAUGGUCGCUGAAACAUACUUUGAAAUGGAGUGAUAAUUGUGAACUAUAAGUCAGUCAAGGAUCUCAAAUCAAGAAUUGCAUUUAAUCUGUUAAAUGUUUGAAAUAAUUAUGCAAAGAGGAAGUUGAUUAUAAAUAAACAAGUUGCUUUAAUAACCUUCUGCUUCAGAUUCUAAUUUUAAUUUCAUAAUCCAGAUGCAGUUUUAUUAUUUUAAAUGUAAAUUUUCCCUAGUGCCAGCCUGUUUCAUUUCUCUUGGCUGACUGGGUUAGUCCAAGCUAGGAAAUUCUGACUGACACUUGUCAGGUGAUUUACUCCAAUUUAUCUUGGUAACAUGGUCAGUCAGAUUUAUUGUUAAAUGCACAAGUGUACAUUCAGUGACCAGUUUAUUAAGUACCUCCUGUACCAAAUAAAGUGGCAACUGAGUAUAUAUUCGUGGUCUUCUGCUGCUGUAGCCCAUCCACUUCGAGUUUUGAUGUGUUGUGCAUUCAGAGAUGCUCUUCUGCAAACCAGUGUGGUUAUUUGAGAUACUGUCAGCUUGAACCAGUUUGGCCAUUCUCCUCUGACCUUUCUCAUUCACAAGGCAUUUUUACCCACAGAACUGCCACUUACUGAAUUGUUUUCUUUUCGCACCAUUCUCUGUAAACCCUAGAGACUGUUGUGGUUGAAAAUACCUGGAGAUGAGCUGAUUCUGAGAUACUCAAAUCACCCCAUCUGGCACCAGCAAGCAUCUCAUGGUCAAAGUAGCUUCGAUCGCAUUUCUUCCCCAUUCUGAUAUUUGGUCUGAACAACAACUGAACCUCUUGACCAUGUCUGUAUGCUUCUAUGUGUUGAGUUGCUGCCACAUGAUUGGCUGAUAUUUGCAUUAACGACCAGGUGUACCUAAUAAAGUGACCAUUGAAUUUAUGUAUUGAUGCAAUGAGAAAUGUACUAGUAGCAUAAAGUAUACAUGAAACACCACAACU